AUGAAGAUAAUUGAAGGUGGGCUGAAGCGGGAUGGUGUCUGGAACAUCUUAUCAUGCGGGAUGAGUGAAGAGGAGCUCCUACGAAGAGCAGCAGAAGAACGGGCAACCAUUGUAAGCCGUUACAAACAUGGCAGAGAAAAUGGGGCUCAAAUUGAUCCAUGGGAAGAUCCAGGCUUCGAGAUUUAUCAUGUUACAGAUCGUCAUGGAUUCAUCCAUGACAAACGGUUGCCAUCAAAAGUUGACUCAGAGAAACGCCAGAUUCAAGUGGAAAUGGAACGAGUUAAAAAAUGGCUCAAAAUGCUGCAUACUUGGGAAACGGCUGUCAACACUGAAAAAAUGCGAAGACGUUUAUAUAAAGGACUCCCAGAUUCUGUCCGUGGGCAGGUUUGGAGACAAUUGCUUCAGCUUGAUAACGUCAUGAAAGAACAGAAGGGAAAAUAUCAGGAAAUGUUGCUGUUGGCUUAUCGUUGGUCACCAGAUAUACGUCAAAUAGAUCUGGAUGUUAAUCGCACGUACCGUGACCAUAUAAUGUUUAGAGAGCGGUACGGCAUUCAACAACAGGCUCUCUUCAAUGUUUUGUCUGCUUAUAGUGUGUACAACUUGGACAUCGGGUAUUGCCAAGGCAUGUCCCAGAUAGCAGCACUACUGUUAAUGUACAUGAAUGAGGAAGAUGCUUUCUGGGCUUUAUCUGUGCUCAUAGCAGAUAAAAAGUACAGCAUGCAUGGUUUCUAUAUUCCUGGAUUUCCUAAACUUCUUCGUUACCAAGAACAUCAUGAUAAGAUUAUGAACAAGUUUUUGCCCAAAUUGAAGAAGCAUUUGGAUAGAAAUGGUGUGGAUACUGGAAUUUAUACUUUAAAAUGGUUCUUUCAGUGUUUUCUUGACCGGGUUUCUAAACUGCAAACUAGCUGUAAGUCCCCUGAGAAUACUGAACUUCAGAAUGUAAUUCGGGAUGUGAGAGGCCAAAUUCAGAUAAAAAUUCAUUGGAAAUCUUUACCUUUUCAUAGUCAAGAUAUUGUUUUCAAAUUGAAAGGGAAACAGCACUUCCAAAACAUCCAAAAAUGGUACACCUCUGGUUACAGCUUUUACUUGGAUACGUCAGAGGUUUAUGUACCCUUUACACUUACAUUGAGGAUUUGGGAUGUGAAAUUAGAAAUUGAUUUUGGUUUUGAUGAUGAUGUGGUUAUGAUGAAUUUGGAACAAAACAUGUCCAUCCUAAAGCGUGCAAAGUUAGAUUAUGCUGGGCCUCCACCGCAGCUUGAGCUUCCCAAGCAACCCUUUGGCCUUUUCACUGAACCGACAUUUGAGCGCAAAGUGGGAAGGAGGAGCAAUGAGUUCAGUGCUGUUGAGCGGGCUGCAAAGGAUAGUGUUGUUUUGAGAAGAGAUGCAGCUGUUGCUGAACACUCUACCACUAGUGGGAGCAAGGAUUCCAGAAUAUCUAUAGGUGAUGGUUUAAGUGGUUCAAAAUUCUCAUUUGAUCCAAGUAUUGAUGAUGCAAGCUCUCUACUUGACUGCCAUCACAGUAGUUCACGGCGAUCAUUGGCUGACACAAGUGUGACUUCCACAGCAGAUUUAUCUGUCUUUUCAACUACAACACGGUCACAAGUCCUUGAUAACAGUUUGGACACUCAUAGUAAUGCAUCUGAUGGUAGUGGAGAUGGUGCCAGUUCGGUUGGGUCAGGAAUUGGUCACACUAGUGUAAUUCAGCGAGGUGCAUCAAGUCAUUCCACCCCUCGUGCUACUCCUCAUGCACCUAGCCCAGAUAUUGUGAGAAUAUAUGUUCCAUAUUCAUCAAUAACAACCACCCCUACAGCAUCGCCACAAAACGGUGAUGUCCCUAGGUCACUUCCUAGACCUCUCCAUGACCAAAAUAGAAUUCGUAUUCGAAUUGAUAAUCAAGAUGAGCAGACCCCUGUUGUGGAACAUGGACAGUUUAUCAGACCAUUUCACGUUGAAAGUUCUGAAAUAGACCUCAAGUGAAAGAGGAACAAAUGUACCUGUAUAGAACUACACUUUUCUGGGGUGGCUGUUACUGCCAGUUCACUUAACUUUCUCAAAUUUGUUCAAAGAAAUUGAAGUAAAGAAAUGUGUACAUAGAAAAAAGUUUGUGUGAUUUGUUGCUAAGUGGUUGAGUCAUCUGUACAUUAAUAGGAUAUUCUUUUUCAGAAGGCCAACUUUCUAAAAACUUCGAUGCAGUCAUAGUGCAGACAUUUAUUUUAUUUGCAUGUCGGAUUGCAUUUUUACCAUCUUAUUUCAGGGAAGGUAGUGGUUCUUUAGUUGACCAAAGAAUCACUCAAUUGUUAAAAGAGCAAUACGCAUGGUCUUUGCUAAAGAUGUGAUCUAUUAUCUGCACAACUAGUGUCGUAUAUAUAAUGUUUGAUGCCCAUAUAAGAAGCCUGUUGGUGCAUUUCUUGUUCUAUAAGCAGUAAAAAUGUCAAAGAAGUAUAUUGUUCAGCAUUAUAUUAGAAGAGGACUCAUGAAAUUAAUAUCUGUUUCCAUAUUUGAACUUUCCAAAGGGCCAAUGGUUUGUUCCAUAAUGAAAAUAAAAAUUAAUGAAAAUGUUAAUAUCUAGUGCUAUAUGAGCAUAGAGUUAAUAUAUUUAUUAAACAUACACAGCAAAUUCGCUGUCUGAACAUUUUCCCACUUAUCCAUACAUCUGCAGAAAAAAGUUCCUUUUCCUCUUGUGACAUUAAAUCUUUGAGUGCCUGCACCAUUUUUUGAUGCUCAAUUGCUUAAAAUCCUGAAGUUAAUACGUAUCUUUGUUUCACUAUUUGGAGAAGUUCAUAGCUGGAUUGAGAGAAUACUUCCAAAAAAUUUUAUUUUGUUACCAUGGUUUCGCGCUUCUUCUGUUAAUGUCUCCUAUGUACAGUUGCUGGCUAAACACUUAUCCAUAUACAUCCAUGAGAUUUCACAUUGUCAUUUUUGGCACAAAGAGAAAGUCCUGCAGUUUUACAGCCUCUGUGAAGUUCCUGCUAUAACCCAGUAUGUAUCUCUGCCUGUAGCCAAAGACUACAGUUUUACUUUUUGUUCAAUUAUUGGUUUAAUUGUUGUCGGAACAUUGCAAGUUUAUAGUACAAGUUGUAGCUCCAUUCUCCAGCAGUGGAAACUAAAUGCACUGCGAACUUGGAGUAAAGUAAAGCAAUCAACCACGACCCAGUUUACUUGAGUAAUUACCAGUCUUCAAUAAUGUUAGUAUUUCAACUCCUGGAUAUGAUUAAAUAAUUGAAGUUUUACUUUCCAUAGCAACAGACUAAUAUACUAUUUGACUAAAGUUAGGUGUUAGUCGUGUUUGCUACAUACAAUUCAACUUUGGUUUUAAUCUUGUCCAAGACACUGCGACUUAAUACCAGUUUAUUAACAGGAUACAAAUGUCUGGAUUGUAAUUCAUUUAUGCUUCACACUGCAGCAUCUUUGGUAGUAAUGUACAAUAGGAUUUAAGUAUCUGGAAUGUACACGAGAUGCCACAGGAGAACUCCUGGUCUGUCCAAGCCUUCCCAACAGGGUGCUCUGAUAUGUUACAGUGGCUUGAGGGUUGGUGUUACGAGUCAGCAGGGGAACAGGCAGGCCCUCAAUAUCGUGAAGCCAUGAAGUAUCUGUUCUACCCAUGUCGAGAGUCAAAUUGAAAGUUUUAGAAAUGAGUUGUAUGCUGCUACUUAAUCUGGAUUUUAUUUACUCACAUAAAGCCCAAAAUUUUAUCGACUAAAAGAGUGUGAGAAAACCUAAUAAAACCAGUUACAAUAAAUUCUACUUUUCACCUUAUUCUUGAUUUGAUGAUGAUGGGUGUGGGAAGAGUAGGGGUUCAUAACAGUUUACCAAAUGUAUCAAAUCCAUUUAAUCUUUGGUUUUUUGACAUUUUGAAGUAUUAUUGUCAGCAAUGCUAACAAUCCUCAUUGAUACAAAGAAAUAAUAAAAAUGCAUUAAGUAUUGAUUUUCAUAAUUAUGUAGCGAUUUCUCAGGAAAAUUAUUUUUUUCUCACAGUUGCAUUCAAUGAAGCCCAGACAAUCAUCCCUUUUUUUCCCUUCGUAUUCUUUAUUCUACAUUCCAUUUGAAGGUCCAUUGUGUGAAAAUUGAAUUUUUACAAGAGUGGUUUGUAAGGGAAGUAACAUAGUAGGUUACCCAAGUAGGUGAAAGAAUGUUACAAUUUUAAGUGUAAUGAUUUUGUCUAAAAUGUGCUAUGUCAUAGACGAGAGGUUUGAGUACCAAGUUGUGAAUAGCAAUCGUGUGUUCAACAUUUAUUUCAUGUUUCCAAAUUAAAAGGAUUCAUUAAUUAUUUGUAUGUUCUUUGUGAAAAUGAUUUAUUAAUAUGCAAUAAUGCUGUACACUCAAUACUCUCCUUGUUUCUGUAAAUUGAAUCAAAAGAGAGAGAAUGUUUAAUGUCGCAAGUCCUAAUUAAAAUGACUCUUCCCAACUAUUGGUGGGCAAGGGCCAUUUAUUACUGGUCAACUAUUGGUUUCCAGCAUGAAGGUACAACACUGGUGAGAACAAGGACGAUUGAAGAGAGCUUUAAACGAUACUUCAAAAGGCCUCGGACAAUGUGUUCCUGCCACAUGAUUCUAUUCGUGUUUUGGUCACGAAUAGUCGCUAAUACGUAAAUUAGUAUAAUAUACAAAUACUAACUUCAUUUCACUGACAAAUGUUAAUGCACAACUUUGUGAAUUUUGAAGUUGUGAUAAAGUUCUUGAACUAAUUAGGAGUCGGUGCCUUCUUUGUGUACUGCAAUGCUCAAAUUAUUGCUGAUGUGGAUGCAGCAAUGCUACACAUUAACAUCCCUUGCAACUUGUGUUGGAACCUUGAUCUUGCAUGCCCUAAUAUCCUAGAGUUAAAAUAGUGAGAAGAUUCUUUGAAUAAAAAGUACCUUCUUGAGGGCAAGAAAGUAAAAGGGGGAAAUAACCAUAAAAAUAUGCUAUACCAGGUCAAAAAAAGUGUAAUAAUAAUUAAAUGAAAAGAAAACAAUUAAAAUGACAAUACUGUGAAUACAUAAGUAUGCCUUCUCUACCUGAUUUUAUUCGACAGUUACAAAAUGUUUACAUUAAAAAAAUGUUCAUGGUUAAAGAUACUACUUCAACUUUUCAACUACUUAAACAAAAUUUAUUAGAAAUUGUGAAUAUGGUUAAAAAAAUUAAUAUCGUGUAACGGAAGAGGGAUGCUUGUUCUUCGAAAGGUUUGUUCAGUACUCGUAUAUGUUCUUAAAUGUUAAUUUUCCCGGUCAGAAAUUGUUUCGAGUUUUCGCUUUUGUGCACUGAUUUACACUUGUGCAGAAAAGUACUAGUUUAUUAUGGUAGUUAUGCUACGUUGACUUGUCAUUUAGUAAAUGUGUAUUCUGAAUUUGAUGAAAUAGACUAACGGAAAUGAACUGCAGGCUACCGUGAUGGUCUCGUUUGAAUGUGACCAACGUGUUUCAUCUGCCGCCUACUGAAAACGUUUCGGGGGUUACACGGAGGCCUUUAAAGUAUUUCUGCAGUGACGAUGAAGCUAUUCGGAGCUUUAGUGACCG
Gryllus bimaculatus (two-spotted cricket) is the source of this 5491-nucleotide messenger RNA. NCBI's taxonomy places the organism in Eukaryota, Metazoa, Arthropoda, Insecta, Orthoptera, Gryllidae. The record is from the annotation of a GenBank genome assembly.